Molecule: messenger RNA, 1102 nt
Organism: Tilletiopsis washingtonensis
Lineage: Eukaryota; Fungi; Basidiomycota; Exobasidiomycetes; Entylomatales
Exons: 2
Coding region: 141-941 (266 amino acids)
Source: RefSeq, a predicted model, not a curated record
GAGCCGCCGCGGCCGCACGUCCACGCGCAGGCACAGCGGCGCGGAGUUGAGGCGGUGCAAGAUCUCGACUGCCAAGGCGCGGCAUUUGUAUUCGCAAUUUGUAGUCGCGCUUAGCGCCGCGCCGCGCGUCAUUACUCUCGAUGCGGUCAUGGGCAUUCGCCCAGCGGGCUCCCAAAAGCUGCCCGCGCUGCGCUCUGACGUUGGACGCAGCGGCUGACGGGCAUCCCUCAAACCAUCCUCCAGCCGCCGCUUCAUCUUUGCUUCACGACCACAUCCAUCCAUCAACCUACGUACUAGCGACACCUCAAGCGACGCUCCGCGCUCCAUCCUCAACCAACGCUCUACCCCGUCUGAGCCACCACUCAACACCGCCAAGUCCCUCCCCUACUCUCCUCGACAUGCCGGCGCUCGCCACCGCAUCCGAGAUGCACAUGCUGGAGAAGAGACAGUCAGGCUACUGCCGCGAUGCAUUCGGCAGAAUCUACCGCUGCAACCGCGGCCUCGGAACGGGUGGACGUGCCGGUGUCGGUGUUGCCAUCGCCGUCUUCGUCAUCUUCCUCAUCCUGAUGCUCGCGUGCUGCGCCCGCCGCCGCCGCCGCUCGCAGGGCUACGUCUUCCGGCCGAACACGACGACGACGGGCCCGGCGCCCGGCUUCGCGCCCGGCGGCCAGGGCAACAUGUACGCCGGCGGCGCGCCGCAGCAGGGCCAGUUCUACGGCAACCAGGCCUACCCGCAGCAGGGCUUCGGGCAGGGCAACUACGGCCCGCAGGGCGGCGCGCCGUACCAGGGCACGCCCAACGGCGGCGCCUUCUCGUACCCGCCGCCCAACGACGCCAACUACAAGGCGCCCGAGGGCCCGCCGCCGAGCAGCGGCCAGUACGCCGCGCCCAACGCCCCACCGCCGAGCUACCAGCCGCCGGGCGCCAACAAGGAGGUGUAGGCGAAGCGUGAUGCUGCCUCCGUCUCGCUGCUCUCCUCUUCCUCGACUGUCCGGCUCUCUUGAUUCCCCUUGCUGCUCUGCGCGUGCCUCCGCGCCUCACUGUGCCACACCCCUGUAACACUGCUCGCUCGCUGCACAAUUCCCACUGCUCGUACAUCUGC